Molecule: messenger RNA, 1663 nt
Organism: Lindgomyces ingoldianus
Lineage: Eukaryota; Fungi; Ascomycota; Dothideomycetes; Pleosporales; Lindgomycetaceae
Product: Clavaminate synthase-like protein
Exons: 1
Coding region: 102-1541 (479 amino acids)
Biological process (GO): carnitine biosynthetic process
Cellular component (GO): mitochondrion
Molecular function (GO): oxidoreductase activity
Source: RefSeq, a predicted model, not a curated record
CGACCGUUGAAAAGUUGAGGCGCCCGCCCCCCCCCGCAAAGCAAGCUCAGCUCGGUGAUCGACGGCCUGUCUUCACUCCCGCCCGACGGACGCCUGUGAACAUGUCCCUGAAUCUCACCACCAAGCUCCCCCUCCGCGCCUUACUGUCCGCGGCCACGCGUGCUGGUCCACGCCGUUGUGCACCCGCUGCGUCGCUGCAGAAGAAUGCUGCAACCACGCUGGCGGUGGUGCGUCGCUUCUGGACCAGCACGCCGCACGCCGCGACCCCCGCUCGCCAGGAGCAUCUCGUCCACGAUGCCUCCAACGCCGGCCAGCUGGACGGCAAGCCCGCCAGGCACGUCGCCGUGAACAUCGAUGGCGACCCGCGCGUGUUCGACACCGUGUUCCUGCGCGACAGCUGUACCUGCGCGCAGUGCGUCAACCCGGACAGCAAGCAGAAGCUGUUCCAGACGUCCGACAUCCCAGAGGACCUGGAAGGCGCGUGUCGGACUGUGGUCGACAAAGAGAAGGGAUGGGUCGUGGAGCUGGUCUGGAAGAACGAUGUGCCCGGAUACGGGGUUGAACACCGGACAAGACACUCGAUUGACUGGCUGCGACGCGCCCUAACCACGGAAUUGGAGCUCAGGGGAGGCGUGAGGAGCGACGAGAGGGUGCUCUGGGACAGGGAGAUCAUCACCAAGAAUAACAAAUGGGUUGACUACAAAGCCUAUAUGGCUGAGGAUGAAGUGCUGUUUGAUGCCCUAAGCCAUCUGAACAAGUACGGCUUGCUCUUCCUCAAAAACGUGCCAGACUCCGAAGAGGGCGUGGUGGAUAUCGCAGGCCGAAUCGGCACGCUCAAGGACACAUUUUAUGGCCGUACCUGGGAUGUUAAAUCCAAGCCCCAUGCCGAGAACAUUGCCUACACCAAUGUGUUCCUCGGCCUGCACAUGGAUCUGCUCUACACCUCCAACCCGCCGCAUUUGCAGCUACUCCACUCCCUGCGUGCGCGCGCUCCGAAAGGCGAGUCCUUCUUCAGUGACUCGUUUCACGCUGCGCACACGCUGCACUCAAGGUCAGCCUUCCACUUCCGCACCCUGUGCACCUUCCCCGUGACCUAUCACUACCACCACGACAAUCAUCACUACCACUACACUCGCCCCACCAUCGAGCUGUUCCCCUACCCUAAGUACAGCGAGCCUACCAAUCUAGCCAUUCGGAAUAUAAAUUGGUCCCCACCCUUCCAAGGGCCCUUUGAAGCCCGCAUUGGCGGAGAGAACCAGUCAGCGCUAAGAAACUACCUCUCUGCAUCGAAUUCAUUUGAGAAACUCCUCAGUUCUGAGGAGAAUAUGUACGAGUAUAGGCUGGAGGAAGGAGAAUGUGUCAUAUUUGAUAAUAGGAGAGUCCUGCACGCGCGUAGAGCUUUCGAUGCCAGCAAAGGCGAGCGAUGGCUCAAGGGUGCGUACGUGGACGACGAUGUCUUCUUCUCCAAGUUGAGGGUUCUCGAGGAGAGGUACAAGGGGAACUGGAUUGCGGAUGGGGUCACUAGGCCUGCCGUCAAGUAGAACGGCCAUGUUUGAUGCAUUGCAAAUAUCGGUGUUAUCUUUACGGGAGUAGCUUGGAUCACCAAGGCUUUGCGUACCCCUCGAUAGGGGCGUAUGGCUGAAAUGAAAAGUCUUUGUUCUUA